UCGCCUUCGCAUGCAAGGACAGCUCCGCCAAGUACGUCCUCGAGCAAUACGAGGAGGGCGUCAAGGACACCUACGACGAGUUCGACGGUGUGCUGGCCUUCAAGAGGCUGAAGGCAAAGAUGGAGUCCAACCCCGCCUUCGCCGAGUUCUCAGCGCAACGUGAGUUCGACGCGUUCGCCUGGGACAUCAAGAAGUCGGCCCUGGACAACAACGCCGAGUUCAAGCGUCUGGCUGGCAAGGUCAACGCGCAGAAGGAGGUGCUCACGGCCACAGCGCUCAAGCACGCCUACAUCAAGGUGGUGCCGACAGCCUACAAGCUGCCGAUCAGCGAGAAGAUCAUCAAGAGCGACGUCACCGUCGACGACGCCAUGGAGAGGGUGCGCAAGCUCGAGACAGCUGCAGCGAUCAUCGGGGCAUCGCCUGGGCAACACGCGAGUAUGGGCGUCGGUGCGGCCACGACGCCAAUGGACGUUGAUGAGGGCGCAAGGGCGGCUGGUGAUGGUGAAUCCAUCAACUGCAAGUACUGCCUCAACGACGGCUACCACCACUCGGACUGCAAGCGACUGACGCACAACAAAAAGAUGUACGGCAUCACCCUCUUUCCGAGCAGCCACCGCAUGAAGCGCGCUGCAGAGCUGCUCAACAGCCAGCUCGAAGAGGUCGAGCGCAAGGAGAAGCAGCGCGUCAUCAAGGACAACAACAAGGGCAAGAACAACAAGUACAACAAGGGACAUGAUGGUGGUGUGCGUCAUGAUCGACAUCGUCAGCGCGAGGCGCCACGAGACGACGAGCGGAAUGCUGACCGACACAGACGCAAUCGCUCACUCACACCGGUACAGGGGAGAGAGGAGGAGCACACACACGUGCAUGCUCUUGACGUGUGUGUAUGCUCUUGAAGAGAGGCAGCACAGAGAGAUGCACACACGGUUGGAUGGCUGCAAGGUCUCAGAAUCCUCGCGUGAUGUGGUGAUGCCACCGGUCGGGAACGAUCGACACGCUGAGAUGACACACGACACACUGACAUGCUUGUCUGGGGAGAGAGCCGUGCGUAGGGGAGGGAGAUCGGGUGAAGCCUGAUCAACUUCUGCCGGUCUCCACUUCCCAUCGACUCGCAGCUGAGGAGGGGGUUCCCUCAGUUGUCCAGUGCACAACACACAUUGCAAUGCUCCUCCAUCGACCGACUGACCUCUGGGUGGUGCCUGUAGUGGAUGACAUCCUCUGCGCCCCCAUGUCAGGCCGCGACGCGGACGCCGAUUGGUUCCGUGAGCUCCUCAACCGCGAGUACGGCAUCAAAGACCUGGGAAAGGCAGAUGUGUUUGUGGGCAUCAAGAUUGAGCGUGAUCCGCUCACCGGCGAGAUGAAGCUCUCGCAGCGGGCGUACAUCGAGAAGAUCCUCAAGCGCUUCCGAUGGGAGCAUUGCAACCCCGCAUCAACACCAGUGGCGAGCGGAGUGAAGCUCAGCAAAGACCACUGCCCCAGCACACCUGAGGAGAAAGAAUGA
Molecule: messenger RNA, 1501 nt
Organism: Vitrella brassicaformis
Lineage: Eukaryota; Vitrellaceae
Source: the annotation of a GenBank genome assembly